This is a messenger RNA of Dipodomys spectabilis (banner-tailed kangaroo rat), 3417 nucleotides long. RefSeq names its product junctional adhesion molecule 2 (gene Jam2). Lineage: Eukaryota; Metazoa; Chordata; Mammalia; Rodentia; Heteromyidae. Gene Ontology annotation, cellular component: protein complex involved in cell adhesion; tight junction; cell surface. Bases 63 to 959 code for a protein of 298 amino acids. The transcript has 10 exons. Gene Ontology annotation, biological process: leukocyte tethering or rolling. The record is from RefSeq and is a predicted model, not a curated record.
CGGUACUCCAGCCGCCCCGAACCCCUCGACCUCCGCGUGGAGCCUGCAGCCUUCCCGGGAAGAUGGCGAGGGGGAGCCGCCGCCGCCUCCUCCUGCUGCUCCUUCGCUACCUGGUGGUCGCCCUGGGCUAUCAUAAGGCAUAUGGAUUAUCUGCCCCCAAAGACAAUCAAGUAGUCACAGCAAUAGAGUACCAAGAGGUUAUUUUAGCCUGUAAAAGCCCAAAGAAGACCAUGUCAUCGAGAUUAGAGUGGAAGAAACUGGGGCGGAGUGUCUCCUUUGUCUACUACCAGCAGACUUUCCAAGGUGAUUUUAAAGAUCGAGCUGAAAUGAUAGAUUUCAGUAUACGGAUCAAAAAUGUUACAAGAAAGGAUGCUGGGAAAUACCGUUGUGAAGUUAGUGCCCCAUCAGAGCAAGGCCAAAACCUGGAAGAGGAUACGGUCACUCUAGAAGUAUUAGUGGCUCCAGCAGUGCCAUCAUGUGAAGUGCCCACUUCUGCUUUGAGUGGGACUGUGGUAGAGCUACGAUGUCAAGACAAAGAAGGGAAUCCAGCUCCUGAAUAUACAUGGUUUAAGGAUGGCAUCCGUUUGCUGGGGAAUCCAAAACUUGGCUCCCAAAGAUCCAACAGCUCAUACACAAUGAAUACAAAAUCUGGAACUCUGCAAUUUAAUACUGUUUCUAAACUGGAUAGUGGAGAAUAUUCCUGUGAAGCCCGUAAUUCUGUUGGAUAUCGCCGGUGUCUGGGAAAGCGAAUGCAAGUAGAUGAUCUCAAUAUAAGUGGCAUCAUAGCAGCUGUAGUAGUUGUGGCCUUAGUGAUUUCUGUAUGUGGCCUUGGUGUGUGCUAUGCUCAGAGAAAAGGCUAUUUUUCAAAAGAAACUUCUUUCCAGAAGGGUAGUUCUGCACCUAAAGACACUGCAGUGAGUGAAAACGAUUUCAAACACACAAAAUCCUUCAUAAUUUAAAAGAACCCAGUUUUGAGAUACACCAAAACCACAGUUGUUAUUCAAGUUAUUAAAGUAUUAUAAGCCUCUGCUUUGACUUACAUUUGUGAAGAGGAGGGCUAGGAAAUGAACUUGGAACCUCCUUACAACUUUGAUAACCUCUAGCUCACCUGAAAUUGUUAUUUUUGUGAGAAAAAAAAUGUCAUUGUCUAAAAUACAACCUGGCUUCCUUUGUCCGAUCGAACUAGAGAAUCAAAAUACUGUUACACUCUGCGUUUUGUGAAAUGCUAACAAAUGUCUUAACUUCUGAAGAAAGUUAUCAUAAUAAAUCAUCUUGACUGUGAAGCUAAUCCACAGAGUGCAAGUAAAACUGCACACAUCUUCUGUGCAAGUCUGAUUUCAGGGUGUUCAAAAAAUGCUCUGUGACAGAUGCAAAAGGAAUCUCUGGUCUUGUUCCUACCAGAAUCCUCUUUUGUCCCCAAAUAUAAUCCUUGUUACACUGUUCAUUUAUCACUAGCAAAUCCAUUCAAGGCGGGCCACAGCACUGGGUCUUAUAAUCAGGGAUGUACACUUUGUGUUUACUUUCCUUUCUGAGAACCAAACACAAAGAGAAAUAGCUAAAGGCCAGAACUCAGGCAUACAAUGUAGCACUCACCUGGUGUGUCACUGAUGACAAAAAUCUGAGUCAAACACAAACCAUAGUGGCCUCAUUGGUGACUGCUAUUGCUGCCAUUUCUAUUCUCUGAAACUCCUUUGAAAAGACUCCAAUGCCUGACCAUUACAGCUUGUCACUAGAGCCUAUACAAUUAAGCAGCUACCUUUCCCUGCCUGCAAUAGUUUCACAGCUGUGCAAUUAAAUUCUCAGCUGGGUCAAGCCCCUCACCAUUAAAGAGCCAGGAGGUUGCCAGUUCUGCAUAUAACAAAGCAAGAAUGUGCAACUACAUCUUGAUACAGAGAAGGCAAAUAAGAUACUAUGGGUGAAAUAAAAAAUGGUCUGAUCUUCUAUGGAAAAGAAAUAGCCUGUUAUAAAGUUUCAGCUUUUAGAAUGGAUUAUUUGACUCUUAUUAAAGAUAAAAUAUAAGCUAGUGCUUGUCAUGUUCUUCUGGACAAAUCUGGAUAAAAAGACCACUUACUUGCCAGGUGCUGGUGGCUCACGCCUAUAAUCCCUACUACUCUGGAAGCUGAGAUCUGAGGAUCAUGGUUCAAAGCCCACCAGACAGGGAAGUGCAUGAUAUUCUUACUUCCAUUCAACCACCAAAAAUCUGGCAGUAGAGCUGUGGUUCAGGUGGGAGAGUGCUAGCCUUGAGUAAAACUCCGGGAUCAGUGCCCAGAUCCUGAGUUCAAGCCCCAGGACCGGCACGCCCCCCAAAAGAAUAAAUGGCCAUAGUACAGCUCUACCUUUGCAAAGUCUGAACAUAGACAAGUUGCUUUCAAAGGAAUCUGCUUUCUACUCAGUAGUCAAUACCAAUCUCCCUAAUUCCUGAGCAAAUGGUUGGCACACUCAGUGCCUAGCCCCCAGCUCACUGGGUGGAUGCCUGUUAUCAACUUGCUCCCCUUUGUCUUAUCUAUGGCAUCAGACUCACCUCUCAUUCCUGGCAGGCUAGCUUCUGUGAUAUGGCUGUCCCCAAAAGCAAAUUAUCAUCCCAUUAGUGAGGGGUCAGCAAAUGUUUUUCUUUUGGUGAUUCUGGGUUUAAACCCAAAGCUUGUGCACUUGCUAGGCAUACACUCUACCACUUGAACCACAUGCAAACUUAUUUUUUGGAGGGAAAGUUUUGCUUUUGACUGGAGACUAGCCUGGGAUGGCAUUCAGCUUCCCUUGUAGCUGGAAACACAGGUACACACCACCGUGGUUCAGAUACUAACUUUUUGCCCAGGUUGGUCUCAAACCACGAGGCCUACAAUUGCCAGCUCCCCAGUAACUGGGAUUAGCUAUGAGGUCCCACACCUUGCAACAAAUCAUUUCUAGAAAGGGCAAGAUAGUAGGUCUUUUAACCCACAUGGAUCCUGCUGCGGCCACUCAACUGUCAUUGUCCCAUCAAAACAGCAGUGGACAACAAAGAAGACCAGAGUGGGUCUGUAUUCCAGUUCUCUGGGAAUAGGAGUUAGCCCUCACACGUAAGUUUUCCACCUUGGAAGAAGUCAGGCUAUAUGUUGCCUAUGCUUUAACACAAAGAUGUGCUUUGGUUUAAGGAAUGCUUCAUCUCAUAUUGUGAAGUGCAAGGGGAUUUAUGACCACCAAAAAUGCAUCUUUAGACACACCAUCACUGGCUUAGCCACUUCAAUAUAAAGGACACAAAUUCUUACUGUGAAAUCAAGAGUAUAUAGUGCCUUAACUUCACUGAUAGAAGAAACUCUUUUAAGCCAUCAAAGACUACAGAAUUCAUUAUAUUCAGUGUAAACACCUAACACUGCCUUUGCCCCAAAUCUGUAUUAUACAUUAUCUUAAAAUAUUGUAUGCAACUAAGCGAAGACCAUCCUG